AUGCUCACGCCGGUGUUCGACUGCAGUCAAGAAGGCGGCUUCGUCGUCAUUCGCCUCUUCCUCUCCGCCAUCUGCAAAGUAAUGAACGCCGUCUUUGACAUCAACGAGACGCAGUUUACUUUCUACUGCUCCCCGUACUACUUACGCCUGCGUUUUGACCAAUGCCUGGGGGAGGGCAGGGGAGAGCGGGCUACGUACGACUUGGAGACGUGCGUGCUCACAGUGUACCUGCCAAAGGCAGACGCGGCGGAAGUCUUCACGAAGCUCGAUAACCCGGCCUACCUCAUUGCUACGGAGAAGCAGCGCGCUUCGCUUAUUCAGGUCCUCGGCGGUGCCAACUCGAGCGACGCUGCCACCGGCGCGGGUGACGAGCUGGAGGAGACCGAGUACGUACAAUCCUCUCCGGAUGCCACUGCGGCAGUCGGCGCCGCCGACAGGAGCGAGAGCCUAGCACCUGAGGAGCAGUGCAGCUACGGCUUUGCGAACGCGUUUAGUGGACUCUUCCAAAAGCUGGAUACAGAUGUUGUGCGCGAGGUGGUGAGCCUGCGCUGUAAUCCCGAGUGCACCACCCGCGAGGAGCGCCGGCGAUUGCGCCUCGCUGCGGAGAUGAGCGACUUUGACGUGGAUGCGCUGCUUUUCGCCGUCGAGGAUGCCGAGGGGGAGGUAGCGCAGGUGCUACGGUACGUCCCUACACACAUGAGGGACUUUCAGAAUGCUCUGCAGGACAGCGCUACCGGGCCGGGAAGAGAGCCAGUGCUGCCGCAGGUGGUGGUUGCAAGUAUCCCUGACGCAGACGGGUGCGCUUCGUGUCGGUGCGACGCAGAUCCGCUAGAGGAGGAGGAGAGCACGCUUCUCGGAGGCGAUGAUGCGCGACCCGUCACAGUGUGGAGCGGCAACGUUGCCGACUUCAAGAAGCCACUCAUCGAGGAGCUGCACCCUGUUGUCAACGUCGAGCGAGAGUUGGCAUCAUCAGCGACGGUGGCUGGUGCGGUUGCUUCCGCUGUGUCUUCUCAAACUGCCACUAAGACUUCUGUGCCGCCUGAGCCACGCACGCGGUUGGCGAUUCCCCGAGUGCGCCCGUCGCUGAAGUUCACUCGAGACGAGACAGAGAUUCUAAUGCGGCUAAAGCUGCCCCGGCUGCUUUUCCCUCCCUCACAGGCAGAAGUGGAGGCACUGACUGCCGAUCUUCUCUUUAGCGAGGCCUACGACGACCUCGUGACGGAGGGCAGCGGCUGCAGCGAGUCGCUAUGGAACCUCACGCAGCUGAGUCCGGCCCUUUCCUACCUCGAUCCGGCCGACACGCUCUACGACGCGUGCGUCGCGUUUGCACGCCGCGCACUGGUGUACCCGCUGCAUCGCCACUGUGCAUUGCUGCAGCGGGUCUGGGCGGUGGUGGGCACGCGGCUACUGCUGGGGCGUAACUACACUCUCCGUGCUCUUUUACGCGUGCGUAUCAUUCUCUCGCAUGCGGAGCACAAGCACCUCUUGUCGACCAUCUACCUGGACCCUCUGAUUGCGUACUGGAUGCACGUUCCCACGGCGGACGAUUGCCUGAUGCGCAUGGGUCUUGAGAUUCACCAGCACGUCUCCCGCAUAAAGUCGACGACAGUGUCAAAGUCUGGGGCGCCCGCUUUGCAUUCGAUGUUAGUGGAUGCCGAUAGAGUGACGCUCUACCCGCUCACGCUGGCGUAUUUCGGACUCCCGCUCUCUGAGGAGAGGGAGGAUGACCGGUAG
Leishmania braziliensis MHOM/BR/75/M2904 is the source of this 1734-nucleotide messenger RNA. RefSeq lists its product as hypothetical. Bases 1 to 1734 code for a protein of 577 amino acids. The transcript has a single exon. Gene Ontology annotation, cellular component: nucleoplasm; cytoplasm. Lineage: Eukaryota; Euglenozoa; Kinetoplastea; Trypanosomatida; Trypanosomatidae. Gene Ontology annotation, biological process: box H/ACA snoRNP assembly. The record is from RefSeq and is a predicted model, not a curated record.